Molecule: messenger RNA, 1362 nt
Organism: Perkinsus marinus ATCC 50983
Lineage: Eukaryota; Perkinsozoa; Perkinsida; Perkinsidae
Exons: 11
Coding region: 1-1299 (432 amino acids)
Source: RefSeq, a predicted model, not a curated record
AUGAUGAUGUUGAUCGCAAAGAUCAUCGAACUCGUCGGGAAGGAGUGCAAGAAGGCGUGCACAAUUGCUAUCUCGGGAGAUGAGACUGUGAUUGAAGACUCCGCUGUGGCUCGGCUGGUUGGUGCAGCGGUGAUCAAUGAGGUACCACUACAGUGGCACUCGUGCACGGCGGAUUUGACAGAGUCUUUGGCGAAGCGAUCUCCGGAAGUGCUGUUGCAUUGUAUCGGUCGCGAAAGCUCUUCAGCUGAGCGCCUGUUGGGUGAUGUUAUCUCGGUGACGUCAGCAGCUAUGUCGGAGAUCAACGGCAUGUGGUGGUUGCCUAAAGGACUUCUGCUGUCAGUUAAGGAGGGACAAGCCUCUGAAGGUUUUGGUAGAAGUUCGAGCAUUGGCACUACUGUAGAUAAGUGCUGGACGGCCUUGGCUAGAGUUAGCACUCACCGUUCCCCGAGGAGGGUAUUGAUGAAUUUGAUGCGAGAAUCUGCGAGUACUGAGGGGACAGACCUUCGCGUGUCGGCUAUACUCUACGGAGUGUCAGUCGUCCUAGAGGAAACACUAUAUCACCAAAUUACAGCGAGGGAUGUGGAAGCAGUGAUGGGAGGAAUUGCUGUUCUUGGUGAUGAUACUUACUGUUCGGAAAGGUGUCGAGUGCUCCUAUCUCUUCAUCACGCCUUGGUCCCCAGCAUCCCGCCGAACGGAGUCAUCGUGUGCGGCCUCUACGGUGCUAUGAUCAGACUGGGCAUACGCCUUCUUGAGGACGAUUCCAGUGAGGAUGCAGCCCUGUAUGGCUUCGCCUUGUUGUGGUCGGUGUUGUCGUCGGCUCCACCAGAAUGGCUAGUCAGCACGCUUGGACUCGUCGGCGUUCGAGCAACAAGUGCAUUGAGAAGAGCGGGGAAGAGAAAACGCGAUGAGGCGGAGGAACUUGGCUGGAUCCCUUAUCUGGCACGGUAUCUGGAGAAGCUCACACGUACCGUGCCCACAGCGGCUCUACGGAAAUAUUCUCCCAUCAUUGCCGCUGAACUCGUCUCAAGAUAUUGGUCUGUUGAUAAGAAACAGCGAACUGCCUCCAAUGAAGAGAAUCUUGCUGACGACAAGGUGGAUGAAAUCAUUGCUUCGACCCUUUAUCCUCUACUAUGUGAGGGAUCGACCGCGACGAGACGGUCCUCGGGCGAAGCUAUCUCGUACAAGUCGGACGAUGUUCUCCACCUUUUUGCGUCGGCUGGGAGCGACUCGUCCCGAGAGAAGGUCAAGCGGAUGCUUCAAAUGUACACCCAGAGGUUCCGAUACAAGGGCCGAGUAUAGAGCGAAUGUAUCCGCUAGGCUUAUCGUGUUACUUACGUAUCUUAACCACAACGUCUCUUUCGA